Molecule: messenger RNA, 666 nt
Organism: Kuraishia capsulata CBS 1993
Lineage: Eukaryota; Fungi; Ascomycota; Pichiomycetes; Pichiales; Pichiaceae
Exons: 1
Coding region: 1-666 (221 amino acids)
Molecular function (GO): RNA binding
Source: RefSeq, a predicted model, not a curated record
AUGAGUGAUCCAAUCGAAAUUCUAGAGGGUGGCCAAGAAUCUCAGGAGGUCCAGAAACUGACCAAGAAACAGCGGAAGGCACUGGAGUUCAAGGCAAAGACGUCUGAAAAGUCGCAGAAGGAGCUGGAGAAGAUCCAGAAGCACGAGGAAGAACUAAAGGCGCAAGAAGAGGCGAAUAAGCCCAAAAAGAGAAAGACGAGGCGUGGUAAGAAGGGUAGAGGCUCUGUGUCGAAAGAAGGCCCCAGGUUCAUUCUCUUUGUGGGAAACUUGCCGUAUGGGGUUACACAGACAGAGCUGGUGUCACACUUCAAAACAUCCAGUCCGGACAAUAUAAGGAUGAGACCUGAGAAGGGUAUAGCGUUUCUGGAAUUUUCUAAUGAAAACACAGAUAUACAGACCAAGAUCAACGUGGCGUUGAAACAGCAUCAUACGUUACUGAAAGGCCGCAAAAUCAACGUGGAGCUGACAGCUGGUGGUGGUGGAAAUUCCAAGGACAGACUGGAGAAAAUCAAAGGAAAGAACGAGAAACUUUUUGAAGAGAGAAGGAGUCGUAUUUUGGAGGGAGAGCACAAGACUCGUGAAAAGAGGGUGGUUCCAGGUGAUGAUGCAAAGUCAAGUGUUACAUCUGGUGGUAUGCAUCCGGACAGAGCGAAGCUGAUGAAGUAA